Molecule: messenger RNA, 282 nt
Organism: Paramecium tetraurelia
Lineage: Eukaryota; Ciliophora; Oligohymenophorea; Peniculida; Parameciidae
Exons: 2
Source: RefSeq, a predicted model, not a curated record
AUUAAAAAUACAAUAAGAUGGCAAAACAUUGGUUUACCACAUUACCAAGCAACUAUUUUAUGAGACAAUCUAGAAAGGGAGGCAGACGCGAAAUCUUAUUUACAACUUUAGCAUUGGGAUUGGCUCAUUUCGGUCUUUUUGAACCUCUGAGAAAUUCAUAUUAUCAAAGAGGUGUUCUUCCAGUAUGGGAAAGAUCAGUUGUAAAUGGAUAGCCAUGGACUAUUUGAGAUAGCAAUACACGAUAAAAUUAAUAAUAAUACAAAAUAUAAAAAUAUUUAUUGA